Molecule: messenger RNA, 2075 nt
Organism: Linum tenue
Lineage: Eukaryota; Viridiplantae; Streptophyta; Magnoliopsida; Malpighiales; Linaceae
Source: the annotation of a GenBank genome assembly
CACGUAUACCCAGAGGCUUAUCCGAACCACGAAAUCGGGGCUAUUCUUUCUAGCGAACCACAGACAAGCUGUGCAAGUUGGAGGCAGGAUUUUUCUUGUUAUGUUUCUACGGGAAUUCACGAUAUGCCGGUGAUUUGUGGCUGUUUCUUCAGCACUACCAUUGCUCCAUGGAAGCAGAAAGAUGUUUGGUUGUUCAUUCCUCUCCACUCGGGGAGGAAGAUUAGUCGUUCGAUUCACUGCUCUGGUAGCAAUGAUCAGCUACCCAAACAAAUUCAGCUGGGUUAUGAUCCUUCGGAGGAAUUGCUAGGACUCCCUGAUCCAAAAUCAAGGAAUAUUUCGUCUAGUGCAGCGAAGACAAGGUCAUGGUUUGGUCCGAAUGGACAGUAUAUCAGAGAGCUUCCUUGUCCAAGUUGUAGAGGGAGAGGCUAUACUCCAUGUUCUGAGUGUGGCAUUGAGCGGUCCAGACUGGAUUGUCUUCAAUGUAGUGGCAAGGGUAUAAUGACUUGUGGUCGGUGCUCUGGCGACCGUGUCAUAUGGGAAGAGUCAAUUGAUGAGCAACCAUGGGAGAAAGCUCGCUCGAGGUAUCUUCGUGAAGUUAAUUAACCAUUUCUGGGUUAAGUGGAUUUGCAUUAUGAAGCUCUCUGCAACUCCGAGGACACAUUUUUCUCAACCUCUAAUAUCGUCGUUGUCAUACGCUAACAUAUGGGGAGAAGAAAGUGGUAUCUGUGUAUUUCAUUUAAUUAUGUUCUUCAAUGUUCAGCUCUGCAUUCAAAGUGAAGGAAGAUGAUGAAGUUGAUAACUUAGAAAUAAAGUUGGAGACCAAGAAGAAAUCCAAGCGAGUGUACCAAUCUCCAUCUCCUGAAGUUGGACUGAAGAUUAGCCGAUCACUGAAGGUUAUUUGCCUGCUUGAACCUGUCCUAGUUCAUUCGAAAUUCUGGGUUUAUGAAGCUUCUUAAUCCAAAUUUAAGUCGUGACAACGGGCAAAGUUGCAGUGACUAAAGUGACGGAAUGUGGGGGUUUGCUUUGGGAACACAUCUUAACUUCCACUUGAAUUCUUACAAUGCCCUUCUUCAACUCAAUCUUCUUUGUUUAGUUUGCUAUGUGCAGAGUUUAAAUGCCAAAACAGGACUAUUUAGUAACCGAAUGAAGAUCAUCCAUAGUGACCCAAAGCUCAGUGCCGAGAGAGCUGCAUCGAUCAAGAAAGCCAAAGGAACUGCUGCUGCUAGAAAGCGCACUUCUGAAUCCUUGAAGGCUUUCUUCAGUGAUCCAGAAAACCGCCAAAAACGAAGCAUUUCCAUGCAAGGCAUAAGAUUUUACUGCACAAACUGUGGAAGAGAAGGCCACAGGAAACAUUAUUGUCCCGAACUCAAGAAUCACUUGCUAGACAGGCGGUUUAGGUGCAGGUUCUGUGGAGAAAAGGGUCAUAACAUAAGAACCUGUUUGAAGUACAGGCAAACUAAUCGCAAAAUCACAAGUAGAAGAGAUCGACUCUGCAGGAUUUGUCGUCAAAGUGGCCAUAACCAGAGAACAUGCUCACAAGUGACUGGAUUAAUAUCCACAAAUAAGAGCUAUAAACAGAAGAUUAGAAGGAAGUACAGCUGCAGAAUAUGCCAUCAAAAGGGUCAUAAUAGAAGGAGAUGCCCUCAGGUUACAGGCUUAAUGGUAGAAGAUAGUGUUAUGAAGAAAGGCUUUGUUGUUGCGACUUCUGAAACUAGAAGUAGAACAUAUAUCUGCAGUUCAUGCAAAAGCAAAGGGCACAAUGUGAGAACUUGUCCUAAUAGAAGCACUGAGCCUACAGUUUCAGAUUUACAGGCCAAUGGAGGAAGCUGAUUUCUCUGUGUCGCGGGGUUUGAGUCGUGUUAAGUUAAGUUGAGACAAGAAAAUGGUUUAUAAGGAUAAUUUAUAUUGUAUGAUUUUUUGGAAAUGAAACUGUAACUUGUGAUUAGCGGUUAAUUGGAUGCUGGAUGAUAAUAUUUUAUUUCGGUGUGAUGAUGCUUGGAAAUGGAUAUUUGAUGUAUGAUAUUUUUGUACAAUAACAAAGAUUUGGAGAAAUAAAAUAUUGUGAUUUGCAUGAG